Molecule: messenger RNA, 5416 nt
Organism: Grus americana (Whooping crane)
Lineage: Eukaryota; Metazoa; Chordata; Aves; Gruiformes; Gruidae
Gene: RAB36
Product: RAB36, member RAS oncogene family
Exons: 12
Coding region: 2050-2850 (266 amino acids)
Molecular function (GO): GTP binding; GTPase activity
Source: RefSeq, a predicted model, not a curated record
GUUGGCGAAUUGGAAGCCGGGGGUGCCGCUAGCGCGAGGCUCGGAGCGCCGCGGGCGGGGAGGGUGCGUGUGAGGAAAUGGGGGAAACGCCGCCGUGGAGCUGCGGGGUGGAAGCCGUUUUACCUCGCUUCUCUGCUAAAGCACGGAGGGAGGCUGUCUUCUCACCCUGUGUUUUUAAAGUAAAUUCAGCUGAAUUUCAGUUGAAUGAAAAAAAAUAAUAAUCAGAUUGAACAAAAUGGUGGCCGAGUUAAUGGCAGAGAUAGAGCAGAAUUUGCUAGUGCUACUGUUCCUGCAACAUUGAUGUACAGAGGGUUGUGGUGCCAUGGAGACGCUAUCUUCCCAGUCCUCCCUGGUGACUGAAUCCCCUUCAGCUCUGUAAGAAGAGAAAAUCUUUAUCUCAGUACCAAUCAUUCUCAGUAUUUUUAGCAGCUUUCUAUUUAUUAAAUCAUUGAUCUUUUCCCUCUAAUGGUGUGGCAAAUGUUUCAAUUUGGUAAAUCGGGAUAUGUGUGUGUGUGAGCUUUAGAUUAAAUGCACUAAAUGUAAGUGAACGUUUUAAAAUGUUGCCGUUUGGUUGCCUUGGUCCCUCCUGUACUUUGGAUUCACUGAGACUGUUCAAUUGGGGUUUUUUUUUGGGUUUUUUUUGGUAACUUAGUUUGUGAAAGAUCUCUCAGAGAUGAGCAGUGAGUCAGCCUAUGUACACAUGACAGAUUUUUACAUGCUUAGGACGUGUUGAACCAGAACUAGCAGAAUAUGGAGAAAACAAGUUAGUGUUUGAAACUGUUACCAACUGGCAGAGUUUUUGUUUUCAGAACUAAUAUUUUAAGACAUUAAUAUUGCCAUAAAAUCAUUCAAAUUUGCCAAAAGGGCAGGAGCACACCAUAAAAAGGUUCUAGACACCUCUAGUUUUAUUCAUUCACAAGUAGCAUGAUAAGUAGAACUAUGCAUAUGGUAAUAAAUACUGUAAUGUUACCUUCUCUGGUGAAUAACCCAUCAGCUGCAAAUCUGGAUUCUUUGGGGGGAAGUGGGUGUUUCAGUAUGGUUGAGAUCAUAUGAGGGCCUGAAGUGAUUUGAAAGCAAUUCCUCACAAAAGAGAACAGAACACUAAUUCUUAAUAGUGGACUAGUAGGUUUUUUGGAGCAUUAUUUUUAGCAUGGAGUUGUAAAACACAACUGUAGGUUUUUUGUUAUAUGCUUACUCGUUGUGUAAAAUUACUUGUCCACAUUGAUUUGCCCUUUAACAUUUUUAGUCUGUUGUAGGAAUGGAAGAGGCUUGUCUCCUGGAUAUUCAGAGGUCCGAGCCAGUUCCAGCGUUAUCAAAAUAUGACUAUUAGAAUUUGAGAGCUUUCUUUUGUCCUGAAAUUUAUAUCCUAAUGAAAUAAAUAGCAAAAUCUUUUAGCAUCCUAAAUAACAGUCUAGCCUACUAAAUGCUGUCUAAACUAAUGAUUCAUAAUACUUAGGCAAUGCAAAAGAGCUAUGUGAUGUCUUAUUCCUUGUAUUUAGUGUUUGGUAUGUUAGAAAGCAAGGUUACUAAUGACUAGAAAGACAUUUAUGUAAUUCAGAAUGUCUCAUUGGUGGCAUGCACAUCCUGACUCUAAAGCUGAGAUGAAAUCAAGUUGAAAUUUUGCAAAAAUCCCUCAGGAGUUUUUUUUAUAAUUGCUACUAUGCUUAAUAUUAGCAAUGUAACAGUUCCCCACUCUGUUAGUUCCUUGUCUGAUGGGUUAAUCCUGCUCUUUGUAUCCAUAUAUACAAACUAUCUUUGAAGAAAACAGAACUAUUUUCUUAUGCAGGAUAUGGGGACCAUUUGGUUUAUUAAGGAGCAGUUUCUGAUCAAAGGAAUCUGUAUGGCCACUAAAACCAGUUUGUUCUUUUAAAACUAGGGCCCAAUGUAUAGUUAAAUUACUCCAACUCCGCCUUCCCAAUCUGGAAGAGAAAGGGAGGAAGGGAACUGUUGCAAGCCUGUUGCUAUGGCCACGCAGCAGCAGGCUGAGCUGUUUGUGUGGCUGCGAUCCUGCUGCAUCAGCUCCUGCACGAAUUUAACUGAAUUUGGAGGAUGAAGUCCAACCUAAUGCAUUUGGUUCCCCCAGUGAGUAGGGACAGAAUAAUCUCCCAGUUUCCCAAGUGGUACACACCUGAGGCCUGUCUGCAGUUCAAAGAGCACUUCCAUGCCCAGGUCAGAACUGCUUGUCAACAGAGCACUGGAACAGCUGGGCUGAAAAUAUCCAAAGUUGUUGUGGUAGGAGACCUGUAUGUUGGGAAAACCAGCCUUAUCAACAGAUUUUGUAAAGAUAAUUUUGACCGAGACUAUAAGGCGACCAUUGGAGUGGAUUUUGAAAUUGAACGUUUUGAAAUAAUUGGAAUACCAUACAAUCUCCAGAUAUGGGACACAGCAGGUCAGGAAAAGUUCAAGUGCAUUGCAUCUGCUUACUACCGAGGAGCAGAGGUUAUAAUAACAGUGUUUGAUCUGGCUGAUAUCCAGACUUUGGAUCACACCAAACAGUGGCUAGAAGAUGCAUUGAGGGAGAAUGAGCCAGAUUCUAGCUUCAUCUUUCUAGUUGGAACAAAAAAAGAUUUGGUGUCAGAUGCUGUGUGUGAAAGGACAGAGCUAGAUGCUAUCCGCUUUGCCAAUGAGAUGCAGGCAGAAUACUGGUCGGUUUCAGCCAAAACGGGGGAAAAUGUCAGAGAGUUCUUUUCCCGAGUUGCUGCCUUGGCCUUUGAGCAGUCCAUGAUAAAGGAGCUGGAGAAAACUGCCGGGCACACAGCCCAAAUUGGGGCAGGAAACCUCAUCAAACUGGAAAAGAAUGUGAUGGAAAUCCCAGAAGGCAACACUCAAGCCAGCCUGAGUUGCUGCUAACUGUCAACUGUUUCUGCGAGUGCCAUGUUUCUCUGUAGUGCAGCAUAGAGCACCUGCAACAAUGAAAGCUCUUAAACCAGAAAUAGAAAGUUGUAUUUUUGGAAAUGAGGGAGGAAGAACUUAUCCAAACUUUCUUUCUGAGAGUUUCCUUGCUGCUGCAGGCUUGCUUGUGCAGGAUGGUACAGUCAUUACAUAAACCUUUCCCUGUGUAGUGGAAACAUGACAUCUUUGUCUUAAUGUGAGAAGACAUUGCCAGUGCCGUGCGCUCACCUGUCUGCCAGAAACACUUGUAGUCAAAAGUUAUAUAACUUUAGUGUGUUGUUCUUUGAUAAUUCUCUGGAAGUAUUAAAUAGUGAAGUUGCCUUCUCAUGGAAGCAGAAAACAAAUGGCAGUUCAGAAUAAAGGGUCCUAUCCAUAUGUUUUUGCCUUUUAAUAUCGUAGUAUAAAAUAACUAAGACUUGCUUUUAUGCAUUCCAAAUAUUUUAAAACUGUUCCAAAAUAAAUCUUUUAAAAUAACAGGUAUGGAAGUACACAAAUGCAGACUGCAUAGUUUUCACUGUGGUUUCUCCAUCCAGGAAAAAUCUGUUUUAAUUUGCAUUUUCCACUUGAGAAUCAGAGCCCAGUGUUUAAAUAUUUCCAAGCCUAGGAGAAGUCAAGGUAGAGACUUUGUUGUUUUGUCCCAGCUGUCUAGUAUUUUGAAAAUGUUACCAGAUAAGAAUGCUAUUCUUUUCCACUUUCUUGAGUAAGAAACAAUGGUCACAUAGGUGCAUGGAAUAGAAAAAUUAAAUUUCAUGUAUUCCAUCUUCCAAAGAGGAUGCAGAAGCCUUCUCUGGAUUGAUCUACAUGAAUAUUGUCUAUACUGCAGUUCUCCUUUUUUGCUAAGAGUAAUGACAUUUUGAUUUUAUUCUGACUGGGUUUUUUUGUUUGUAGUAAUGCAACAUGAUUCUGGAACCAUGUGCAGUUUCAGUCAUGAACUUUUUCAUCCCUGUCUGUGGUAGGAACUCUGAGCUGGUAAGGUUAGAUUCGAUACUGCUGCUAAACUCUUAGUCACUCUAUCUGCUUUUACUGGACAAGAUAAUUUGAUCACUGGAUGCUGGGAGCAAUAUGCUCCACUGCUUAAAAGAAGCAGUAAUAAUAGAGAAAUAGCAUUGCCAUUUUGUGAAAAGACUUGCAAGUGUAUGUGGGUUUAGAGGGAUGGGAAAAGAUGGCGUUCUCCAAAGCAGAAACAUGCUUGUUGAGCCCUAAGGUACUUGCCAUAUGAAGAUGCCAUUACUGAGUGCUUACGGUAGAACCUGCUCUCUGGACAUGUUACUGUGACUUGGUGUGCUGGCUGGAUCAAAAUGCUGUUGCCACAGUUUUGCCUUUUCAAAUACCGUUUGACGUAGCCUUGUGCAAUUAGUUCUUUAGAAAUUACAAUCAUUGUUUAAUGGGGAGAGGUUUGCUCUGGGUACCACUGAAUUUCAUUGUAGUACAGCAGCUUUACAAUGCUAUUCUGCUCUUUGGACAGCAAUGGCUGAGGCCAAUGAAAAUAUUCUAGACUUUUCUGCCAUUUUUCCCCCAAAAUUGUUUGAUAAGAAAUAGGGAAAAGUGGAGAAAAGAUGACUUAAACAUCUUUUUAUUACUUUUAUUUUCUUAUGACGUAAGUUAGAGCAGCAUCAUAGAAUAUGAUGAAUAGAGUUCUAGGAACUCUGUGUCUUUUUUUUAAUCGGACAAUCUUCACUUUGGCAAUUGUGCCACUUCUGUUGGCAAAGGCACAAAUGUAACAUUUGGUGGAGAAAAUGAGUAUGUGUGGGUAUGUAAGGAGUUAUUUAUCCAAAUGUGUAAUAUUUUGACCUUAUAAUGUUCUGUGUAUGUGUUCAUCUUCCAAAUCUGUUUCAGAAGGAUGACGAAUGUACGCUCCACUUGUAUCACGUGCUGCACUGAGUGGGCAGCAUAGCCAUGCUCUUCAUGUUUACUGAGUUUGAAUGAGAGUAGAAAAGAUGGUUCACUCUACUGCAGCAAAUCAUGUUUUCUAGGGUAGGUGAUUGGUUUUGGUGCAGACACUUUAGUGUUUAUAGCUGCAAAAUGACUCAGAAACAAAUCUAAGAAAAGAUCAGGAUUUAUCUCCUAAGUGUUUCUUUUGUUGCUGAGCAAAAUUAUUGUACAAAAUCUCAUCUCUUCGGCAAUGCAAUCACGUUGCUAGGAAAAUCAUCUGGGACAGUUUUUUCUAGUGAUUCAGUACAUUGCUUGAUGUCAUUACUGGUUUGUAUCUUCUGGAGCUCCAAAAACUUCAUGUACAAAUGCAAUACUCUGCCAGUCAUUAACUAUCACUUGACAAUCUAUUCUAUGAUGAAUGCUUUGAGACUGGGGUUUUUUUGGUUGGUGGGUUGUUUUGGGGGUGUGUUUUGGUUGGUUUUGGGGGGUGUUUUUUAGCCCCACUAAGAUUUGCCCUGCAAAGAACUUAGUAUUAAUAAUUGAUCAUCUAAAAUUAAUCUUGGAUCAUGUUGCAAAUGAUGAAUUGCUUAGGAAAGCACAAAGGAAACUAACUUUGGUGGAAAAAUAAAUGUAAAUGUGCAAAUACUUAAAA